CUAGUACAUGCCAGCCCCUGCAAGUAUGUAGGUAGUGGCAGGAAAUUUCUAAUCAGAGCUGCUACCUACUAUUGUACCAUAGGUAUCCAUCGUCAGUUGCCCUUCCCUCUCAAUACAUCCAAAUAGCGAGUAGGCUCAUUGCUCCCCCAAAACGUUCAUCAUGACGGUGAUAACUGAGCCAGAAGCGCUGCUGUCACAUCUUCACAGGACAGAUGGCUCAGCGACUUAUUCCUACGCAGGGUAUACUGUGGUUGGUGCGGUGAACGGUCCUAUCGAGUCGCAGAAGCGAGACGAACUCCCAGAAGAGGCCAUCAUCGAUGUAAUCGUACGACCCGCUGCUGGGGUAGGAGGUAUGCUAAAACCCAUCAUAUUCCUUUGUGUUUCGAUGAAGAUGAAAGUUGAUGAUGAUGGCCUGACUUUUUUCAACUGUCCCUGUGCAGGCACACGCGAGCGCCAUCUCGAGUCCUUAUUACAAUCAACCCUCCGCCAAGUUAUCCUCAUCAAUAACUUCCCUCGCACUCUCAUCCAGGUUAUACUGCAAAUCACAGUCACUCCAGAAAACGAAUAUACAAAUGGGAAGCUCGUUCAAGCCACCGUGAAUCUCCCUGUCCUCCCCGCCCUCCUACAGACGGCGAUCCUGUCACUGCUCUCAGCCUCCCUUCCGAUGGCGGCUACACUUACCUCGACGUCGCUUGCUAUUGUCUCUGAAGACAGUCAUCGACGGAUCGUAAGCAAUCCAACGGCGCGACAGGUCGAGCAGUCCCAGUCCUUCCAUGUACUAGCAUUCACCUCUCAAAACGAACUAAUCCUCGCAGAGAGCGAAGGAGUUUUCACUAUGAAGGAAUGGAAUGACGUUUAUCGCGCGGCCCACGAGCAGUGUUGUACUACCACAGCAAUUGAUGAUACAGACGCUCGUAUGCAUGAAGGGCCCAUUGGCGCCGACCUGAAGCGUUUCGUUCGCUCCACAAUCGAGCAGAAAACCGCUUCGGAUCUAUACUGGAAAUGAGCGAGGUUCUUGGUCCCUACGUCUCUUCAAUGUGGCUCCAAAAAUCCCCUCAGGUUACCUGUGCGUAGCGACUUAUCUAACCCGAUCAAACUCUAGCCUUUACAUGAUGUCCUUCCCAAGGUCCAGGGGUUGGAACUGCAAUAACAACCCCAUGUUCAUGGGUGUUACUGAUUCUCACAUAUAAACACGGGAAUUCAGCCGACAUUAGACAAGCUAU
Molecule: messenger RNA, 1223 nt
Organism: Xylaria bambusicola
Lineage: Eukaryota; Fungi; Ascomycota; Sordariomycetes; Xylariales; Xylariaceae
Exons: 2
Coding region: 161-1006 (281 amino acids)
Biological process (GO): rRNA catabolic process; U4 snRNA 3'-end processing; poly(A)-dependent snoRNA 3'-end processing
Cellular component (GO): cytoplasmic exosome (RNase complex); nucleolus; nuclear exosome (RNase complex)
Source: RefSeq, a predicted model, not a curated record